Molecule: messenger RNA, 2610 nt
Organism: Closterium sp. NIES-65
Lineage: Eukaryota; Viridiplantae; Streptophyta; Zygnematophyceae; Desmidiales; Closteriaceae
Source: the annotation of a GenBank genome assembly
AUGGUAUCAAGAGGGAGGAGCCACAUGGUAUCAAGAGGAGGAGCCACAUGGUAUCAAGAGGGAGGAGCCACAUGGUAUCAAGAGGGAGGAGCCACAUGGUAUCAAGAGGGAGGAGCCACAUGGUAUCAAGAGGGAGGAGCCACAUGGUAUCAAGAGGGAGGAGCCACAUGGUAUCAAGAGGGAGGAGCCACAUGGUAUCAAGAGGGAGGAGCCACAUGGUAUCAAGAGGGAGGAGCCACAUGGUAUCAAGAGGGAGGAGCCACAUGGUAUCAAGAGGGAGGAGCCACAUGGUAUCAAGAGGGAGGAGCCACAUGGUAUCAAGAGGAGGAGCCACAUGGUAUCAAGAGGGAGGAGCCACAUGGUAUCAAGAGGGAGGAGCCACAUGGUAUCAAGAGGGAGGAGCCACAUGGUAUCAAGAGGGAGGAGCCACAUGGUAUCAAGAGGGAGGAGCCACAUGGUAUCAAGAGGGAGGAGCCAUAUGGUAUCAAGAGGGAGGAGCCACAUGGUAUCAAGAGGGAGGAGCCACAUGGUAUCAAGAGGGAAGGAGCCACAUGGUAUCAAGAGGGAGGAGCCACAUGGUAUCAAGAGGGAGGAGCCACAUGGUAUCAAGAGGGAGGAGCCACAUGGUAUCAAGAGGGAGGAGCCAUAUGGUAUCAAGAGGGAGGAGCCACAUGGUAUCAAGAGGGAUGGACAGUUUUCAAAGCUCGACUCACUCAGAGUGGGUGGAUGGAGGACAACACCCCAAUUCUCUCAUUGGGCCCACAGGGUGGGUGGAGAGGACAACGCCCCACUGCUCUUGUCAAUGCCCUUGUCUUUAUUAACUCACUCACUCACUCGCCCUGCCAUUCUCCCUCCGCUAUUCUCCCUCCCACUCGCCAGAUUGGGUCAACCGAGUGGGUGGAGGACAACGCCCCGCUGCUCUCCUCUCGCGCUGUCGCUUACAUAAACGUCGACACCGCCGUGUCUGGCGCUGGUUUUCAUGCUGCUGCCACUCCACAGCUGGAUGACGUCAUCAGAGAGGUUGCUGAGCUGGCAACCCAUCAUGCCCCUUCGUCUUGGGAAGUCACGCCUUGUCUUUGUAUUGCACAGGUGGAGGAUCCAGACAAGCAAGGCCAGUCGGUGUAUGCCUCGUGGGCUGAGAGGACCAACCGCACUGUGCCCUAUUCUGCUGGUAGUGGGCUGUGGUGGGUGCUGAUACUGUCAUGUGUGAGUAGUCCGGUGGGUUACUUGCUGUUCCUUCCAUCUCCUCGUUUUUGUGCUGUGCACCGUAUUGUAUUGCUGGGCGGCGGCGGCAGCGACUAUGCUCCGUUCCUGCAGCACCUUGGGAUUGCCGCCGCUGACCUGCACUUUGGGGAAGACUACCCCAUGUAUCACAGCCUGUACGACAGCUACCACUGCAUGACAACUGUACUAGACCCUCGCUCACAUCAUCCCUCCCACCACCCACCCCUCCCUUCAAGACUACCCAUGUAUCACAGCCUGUACGACAACUACCACUACAUGACAACAGUCCCUGGACCCUCUCUUUUCACCUCACCUUACCCCUCUCAACCCACUCCCACACCCCCAGACUACCCCAUGUAUCACAGCCUACUACCCAUGUAUCACAGCCUGUACGACAACUACCACUACAUGACAACCGUCCUGGAUCCUCUUUUCGCCCGCCACCGCGCCUCAGCCCAGCUGUGGGGUGCUCUUACUCUGCGCCUGGCAGGAGACGCAGCGCUCCCUUUCAACUUCUCCACAUACGCCCUCAGGCUCAAGGUGCGUGUGCGUUCUCCCUUCACCCGCCAUCGUGCCACAGCCCAGCUGUGGGGGUCCCUUGUGACUUUUCAGUCGACUCAAAAGUCACUUUGUGCCACAGCCCAGCUGUGGGAGUCCCUUGCCCUGCGCCUAGCAGGAGACGCGGCUCUCCCUUUCAACUACUCCACUUACGCCCUCAGGCUCAAGACGUCUCAAAACCCUGCUCUCAUGCACCCAUCACACCCCGCAUUUACCCCCCCCUCUGCCUUCCCCCGGAUUACACCAACGAGCUGGAGGCCUCGUUACUUGAGACGCCUUAAGAACCCAUCUCAACCUGCAUUCACACCUCCCUCCUUUCCCCAGGAUUACACCAACGAGCUCCAGGCCUCGUUACAGUCACACGCAGCGCAGCAGCACGUGUCUCUGGAUGCUAUCUGGAACGCCAUUGGCCAGCUUGAGACGGCAGUGACAGAGAUCACCAAUCAGAGAGCAGAAGCUAUUGCAGCAGGAGAAGCAGCAGGAGAAGCAGUAGGAGAAGCAGCAGGAGAAGCAGCAGGAGAAGCAGUAGGAGAAGCAGCAGGAGAAGCAGCAGGAGAAGCAGUAGGAGAAGGAAAGCGAGCGGGAGGAGUUGAAUCAGGAGUAGGCGGAGGAGGGGGAGAAGGAGAAGGAGGAGUGGCAUUGGCACAGCGCAGAUUGAUGAGCGUAUCCCCCAGCGUGCAUCUUGACAUGCCUCUUCCUCUUCUUCUGAGGGACAUCAAUGACCGACUCAUGCUGGCUGAGCGCGGCUUCCUGGAAGCUGCUGGGCUCGGGCCCGGCUACACGUGGUACCGGCACAUGGUGAGUAUGUGGAGUGGUGAUGAGGGGUGA